This is a messenger RNA of Sphaeramia orbicularis (orbiculate cardinalfish), 6712 nucleotides long. Its product is annotated as myosin light chain kinase, smooth muscle-like. Gene Ontology annotation, biological process: protein phosphorylation. The record is from RefSeq and is a predicted model, not a curated record. Bases 39 to 5150 code for a protein of 1703 amino acids. Gene Ontology annotation, molecular function: protein binding; ATP binding; protein kinase activity. The transcript has 35 exons. Lineage: Eukaryota; Metazoa; Chordata; Actinopteri; Kurtiformes; Apogonidae.
GGCUCAGGGGGUCUGAGGUGGAAGAGGAGGUCCUGCAGAUGAAUGCGGUGAUUCUUCAGGUACAUAAAGCCUCCUCAGUUCCGGACCGGAGCCUCGAACCGGAGCCUCGCAUCAUGAGUGACGUCCGUUUGUCAUCAACCUCCAUCUCCAAGGUGACGGGACACGGUUCCUGCGGCAGCCAACCCCCGGCCUUCGUCCAGCCUCCACGGAACAUCAGAGUGCGACUGGGAGGAGAUGCCCGAUUGGACGGGAAGGUCCAUGGGUUUCCUGAACCUCAGGUCACAUGGUACAAGGAUGGCCGGCCCGUGAUUGGUGGAGAGCGCUGUGUUGUGGCACAGGGUGGCCGGGGCACCUUCAGCCUGGUGGUGGGCGGAGUCAGAGCGGAGGACCUGGGCUGCUACACCUGUCAGGCCACCAAUCAGGCAGGGAGUCGGCAGGUUACUGUGGAAAUCCUCCUGGAAGAGAACUCUGGGAAGAAAUAUGGCCUCCUGUCGUCACUGAAACCUGGACUUGGCUCUGUGGAGACCCGCCCCAGUAUUUGGGGCGAGAGUCCGCCUAAGUUCAUCACUAAGCCCAGUCGAGUGUUCACGAAGCUGGGAAGGACCGCCAAGUUCACCGCCAAAACCACAGGACGCCCACCGCCAACAGUCACAUGGCUCAGGGGGGAGGCGGAGCUUCAGGCCGGUGGGCGGGUCAGUAUGUACGAGCGCAGUGGUCUUCACUUUCUGGAGAUAAAGGAUGCUUGUUUGGAUGAUGUGGGUGGCUACACCUGUUUGAUGACCAAUGGCGCCGGGUCAGCAACUGCCAGCACUGAGCUCAGCAUCCAGGGUUGGUCUGACAUCCCGUCCAGGACACAGGACGUCAAACCCACCUCCAGCCCCAGAGGACACCAGGACCACAACCAGGACCAGGACCAGCCUUCACAGGCGACCACCUGCAGGAGCAGACCUUCAGUCCAUCUCCCUCCAUUGGCUGAGAAGAGAACUGCAGUCUCUGAGUCGGUCCGGUCCACAGUGAGUCCUCCUGGAUCAGUCCAGACUGGGUCAGACUGCAGAACUGUCCAGAGGCUGCCGGCAGAAUCCAACCUGCGGUUUGAGGCUGUUCCUCUGGACCAGGAGGCGACAGAAGGAGCCCAGGUGACGUUCACCUGCCAAGUGUCAUCUGGGGCCGUUGCUGUGGUAACCUGGCUGAAGGACAGCGUCCCGGUUCAGACCAGACCGGGUCUCCAGCAGAGACGGGACGGACCCAGACUGACCCUGACCAUGGAGAGGGUGAGGGAGUUGGACCGAGGGGAGUACCGGUGUCAGCUGACCACGGCUGCCGGAGGGGGCGGAGCCACCGUUGACUCGGCAACAUGGACGCUCACAGUCAACAACAGGGUCCAGGGUCGGAGGUCAGAGGUCGGAGGUCGUCGUGCAGCUCCGCGGUUCAUCCUCGGUCUGACCAACCUGAAGGUGAUGGACGGCAGCAGAGUCGCCAUGACGACAGAGCUGACAGGGGACCCUCGUCCGGAGGUACUGUGGUUCCAUGACGGCCAGGAGGUGUCGGAGUCGGAGGACUUCCAGCUGAUUCGGGAAGAGAACCGCUGCACUCUACUGAUCCAGGAGGUUUUCCCAGAGGACAAUGGGACGUACAGCUGCCAGGCCUGGAACAAGUACGGAGAGGACCGGACUGAAGCCCAGCUCACUGUGGAUGAGCCUCCGGACGGCGUCCAGCCCUGGUUCAUCACUAAACCCAAAGCUCUGUGUGCGUCCGUGGGUCAACACGUCCUCCUGUCCUGCGCUGUGGCUGGAGACCCGUUCCCUCAGUUCACCUGGACCAGGUGUGGCCGGGGCCGACCUUUGACCUCUGGGGGAGACUUCGAGCUGCUACAGAAGGAGGACGUGGUGUCUCUGCUGAUCAGGAGAGUCCAGAAGCGUCAUGCAGGAGAAUAUCUGAUCAGCCUUAGGAACCCGGUUGGUCAGUGCAGCGCCGUGGCCCGUCUGUCAGUGACCGAUGGAGAUCUGGACCCAACCACAGAACCAGGACCAGAACCAGGCUCAGAACCAGGCCCAGCAGAUGACCGCAGCUCUGUGUCCGGACGAGGAGGAGGAGGAGGAAGAGGAGGAGCAGGAGGAGGCGUUCAGCACAGAAGCAGCAGCGGCUCCGUCAGUCGGCAGUGGCAGGAGGCCAAGCAGGAGCAGCAGGAGCGACCGGGAGGAAGCCCUGACACCGGCCCCAACGACCAAGGCCAAGACCGUCCCAACACCGCUCCGCGAGGCCUCCUCCGACGCUCUGUGGAAACCAGGGAGCGCGGCGAAGAGGAGCUGCGACAGAGGGAGGCGCAGCAGCUUGACUUCCGCUCGCUGCUGGGACGCCGAGCUGCCAGAAGCACCGACAACCGCAAACCGGGACCCGAGGAGGAGGCCGCGGACCCCAAGAUGGACUUUAAGGCCAACCUCAAAGGCGUCAAGCCCAAAACCGACGAUGAGCGCAAGGUGAACUCGACACAGCAGGUCGACUUCAGGGCCGUCCUGGGAAAGAAGGGCAGCGCCGCCGCCACCGCCACUGGAAACAGUAACAAACCUGCAGACGCCUCCAACAAGAACGCCAGCGACUUCCGCUCUGUCCUGGCCAACAAGAAGAAACCAGCUGAGAAGAACAGCGAGAAGAACAGUGAGAAGAACGGCGAGAAGGUGGCAGUGAAUAACUGUGUGGAUGGAGGGAUUAAUGAGAAGAAGAGUGGUGGCGGAGGAGGAGGAGGUGGUAAAGCGCCCGAGUUCUCAGAGAAGCUGAGCGACGUCACGGUGCUGGAUGGACAGCGUCUCCGGCUGCAGUGCCACCUCUCCAACACCCCUGACCCCGCCAACGUCACUGUCACCUGGACGCUGGAUGGGAAAGUCAUCAAAUCAUCCAAGUUCAUCGUCCUCGCCAAAGAAGGAGGCCUCUGUUCUCUGACCAUAGACAAAGCUCUUCCAGAGGAUGAAGGCCAGUACAAAUGUGCAGCUGAGAGUCCGUCAGGUCGAGCCGAGUGUUCCUGUAUGGUCCUGGUCGACGAUCCUGCUGAAAACUGUCCAUCAGACAAGAAGAAGAAGUCGACUCCGACCUCAGAGAGUGAAGCUCGAAUAAAGAAGCCGACGCCGAAGACACCUCCAAAACAAGCUCUGCCUCCUCAGAUCCUCUCCUUCCCUGAGGACAUGAAGAUCCUGGCUGGAGAGAAGGUUGAGAUCCUCUGCAAGUUCUCUGGAGCUCCGCCCAUCACCUGCACCUGGCUCAAGUUCAGGAAACCAAUCCAGGAAGGUACGGCCGACAUCUCCAUUGACUCCUCCGACAGCAGCAGUAAACUGACCAUCGUCAGCGGUCAGCAGGAGCACUGUGGAUGCUACACCGUGGAACUGAGGAACACAUACGGCCUUCGCCAGGCCGCGCUCAACCUCACCAUAGUUGAUAAACCUGAUCCUCCUGCUAAGGUCCCGGCGGCGUCGGACAUCCGUCGGUCGAGUUUGACCCUGUCAUGGUACGGACCUACAUAUGAUGGAGGCAGCGCCGUCCAGUCCUACAACCUGGAGAUCUGGGAUUCUGUGGACCAGGUCUGGAAACACCUGGUGUCCUGCAACAGCACCUCCUACAAUGUACAGAACCUUCUUCCAGAGCGUCAGUAUAAGUUUCGUGUCCGAGCACAAAAUAUCUAUGGAGUCGGAGAACCCAGUGCAGAGUCAGAGUCAGUGACUAUGGGCCUGGUGGACGAUGAGAACCAGGAGGAGGCGGAGCCAGAGGAGGACGACGAUGAAGAUAAGGAACCGGAUUAUCGAGACGUGACGAUCAGAACAGACAUGAAGGUGAAGGAGCUGUACGACGUGGAGGAACGUCUGGGAACGGGGAAGUUUGGUCAGGUCUUCAAACUGGUGGAAAAGGCCACAAAGAAGGUGUGGGCGGGAAAGUUCAUCAAGGCGUACUCGGCCAAGGAGAAGGAGAACGUCCGGCAGGAGAUUGGCAUCAUGAACAGCCUCCACCAUCCCAAACUGGUCCAGUGCAUCGACGCCUUCGAGGGAAAGUCUGACAUCGUCAUGGUUCUGGAGAUGAUUUCGGGUGGCGAGCUGUUUGAACGCAUCAUCGACGAGGAUUUCGAGUUGACGGAGAGAGAAGUCAUUAAGUACAUGUUACAGAUCAUCGACGGCGUGGCCUUCAUCCACAAACAGGGCAUCGUCCACCUGGACCUCAAACCAGAAAACAUCAUGUGUGUCAACAAGACGGGCAGCAAAAUCAAACUGAUCGACUUCGGACUUGCCAGGAGACUAGAAAAUGCUGGGACACUGAAGGUUUUGUUUGGGACGCCAGAGUUCGUGGCUCCUGAGGUGAUAAACUACGAGGCCAUCAGUUACCCAACCGACAUGUGGAGCAUUGGCGUCAUCUGUUACAUCCUACUCAGCGGUCUGUCUCCAUUCAUGGGCGACAACGACAACGAGACUCUGUCCAACGUGACCUCGGCGACCUGGGACUUCGAGGACGAGGCCUUCGAUGAGAUCUCGGACAACGCCAAGGACUUCAUCACCAAACUGCUGAAGAAGGACAUGAAGGCCCGUCUGUCCUGCGCUCAGUGUUUCGAACACCCGUGGCUCAAACAGGACACAAACACCAUGAAGGCCAAGAAACUGUCCAAGGAGAGGAUGAAGAAGUACAUCCUGAGGAGGAAGUGGCAGAAAACGGGUCAUGCUGUAAGAGCCAUCGGCCGACUGUCGUCUAUGGCCAUGAUGGCUGGAGUCAGCGCCAAGAAGGGGUCACCCACCGAAGAGGAUAACCAGUUCCUGGAAUGUUUGGAGUAUGAGCAGAGGGCGGAGUCUAAACCCACCUUUAGCAGCGUCAUCCAGGAUGUGGAGGUGGUGGAGGGAAGCGCCGCCCGCUUCGACUGCAAGAUAGAAGGUUACCCUGACCCGGAGGUGGUCUGGUACAAAGACGACCAGCCCAUCAAGGAGACCCGACACUUCCAGAUUGACUACGACGAAGACGGGAACUGUAGCCUGGUCAUUUCAGAGGUGUCGGGAGAUGACGACGCCAAAUACACAGUGAAGGCGGUGAACAGCCUGGGGGAGGCGACCUGCACCGCCGAGCUGCUGGUGGAGGUGAUGGAGGGGGAGGGGGAGGAGGAGGAGGAGGAGGAAGAGGAGGAGUAAGGCUGUGGACUCUGGACUCUACAGGAAGAGGAGGCGCCUCUGAAGUAACUGAAAACACCACCUUCAUAAAUAUGCAUUUGUUCUUUAAAAUAAUCCAAAAACACUUGACCAGGUAAACAGAAGCCCCACCCCUUUGUGCUCCUCAUUUCCUGUCUCAGACCUAAUCUCCACAACCUUUCAGUCGGUCAGUUGAUUGUUGUUAACCUCCAACCGCGGCUGAUUUUUAGAUGCUGCUUUAAUGAUGAUAAUCCUCUGAGUAAACCACAUCAAUUCAAUCAGAAUUAUAUCAAACAACUGGUGAAAAACUGAAAGGGGAGCAGUUUUUCCGUGUUCAGCUGUUGGUUCUCCAUCAUUAACCAGCUUUGUUCAAUCAAAUCAUGUAUUUUACACAUUGGUUCAAUUUCCAAACAAACUUUAGACUGAACCAUGUAAGCAAACAUCACCAUAAAAAAAACUGGGACGAGGAGCUCGAGGAGAUCAUGCUAAUGCUAAAACUAAAGCUAACAGCGUGGAUCUGAGAACUUGUGACCGAGGCCACUUCCUGUGUGAGUCCAGGUGUGAGAGGAGACGUCAGAGCCUUGGAUUCAGAGAUAAUUCCCCUGCAAAAAUCAGUCAAACAGUUAAAACAUUAGCAUCGCAGCUAAACAGCACUGGCAGGACGACACAAUGAAAUAAGUUUUAUCAGCUCAGCAUCGUCUGUAUUCUACUGAUCAUCUGCUGACGUCCUGACAGGAGGAGGCUUUAGUGUCUGUUAUUAACUGUGGAUCCAUAACUUCAACAUAACGACAAUAGUUUCAGACAUGAAGAGUCUUGAUUAUGUAGCAAGAAACAAAAAAAAUCAGUGAUCACAAACUAUUUACAUUAACAGUCUGUGCUCAAGCUAACAUGAGCUAACUUGUCCCGAUGCUAACGUGACCUAAUUCAUCCUGAUGCUAACGUGAGCUAAUUUGUCCCGAUGCUAAUGUGAGCUAACUUUCGAAGGCUCUGAUGGUCAAUGCUAAUCGUCUUUUUUGUCUGUAGCCUCUCUGUUCUGUUUUUUUUUUUUUUUUUUCUGAAAAAUGUUAAAUUGGUCGUCUUUACUUCUGUUUGAGCACUUUUCUUUCUGUUGUGCUUUUUUUCUUUUGUUUUUUCAGCUAACACCUCUGCCUUAUGUUGUUAGCCUUAAAUCAACACAGAGAUGCUUUUAACGGUCUGUUUCAGCUGCGUUUGACAAUCUGCUUUAUAAAUACUAUAAAAUGUUAAUAUAUCAUUAAUGUCAACGCUUUGAAAGCUGACAAGGGAUAGUUUCUUAAUAUUUAUUCAUGACUCACUUUCAUUAAUAUGGAGGCAUAUUGGAGACCGACAGUAGAUUUGAGGUUUUUGAAAUUGUGUUGAAAUCUUAAAAUUUGCAUCUAAAUGAAAUAAUAAUUAGGAGAUCUUUCCUUACACAUUUUCAACUUAACAUUUAGUUGAAAAUAAUAAAGAUUAUCCACCCAUGAUGAAAUUCCCCCAAUAAUUUGCUCAACGCAAUCUUGUAAUUUUGGGAUAAUUUAAAAAAUACAAUAUUUUGGAUAGUAAGAUAA